Tachysurus fulvidraco (yellow catfish) is the source of this 7183-nucleotide messenger RNA. It is a transcript of the gene nrp2b, whose product is annotated as neuropilin 2b. Gene Ontology annotation, biological process: vascular endothelial growth factor signaling pathway; angiogenesis; axon guidance. The record is from RefSeq and is a predicted model, not a curated record. Gene Ontology annotation, cellular component: membrane. NCBI's taxonomy places the organism in Eukaryota, Metazoa, Chordata, Actinopteri, Siluriformes, Bagridae. Gene Ontology annotation, molecular function: vascular endothelial growth factor receptor activity; semaphorin receptor activity. The transcript has 16 exons. The coding region runs from base 729 to 3419 and encodes 896 amino acids.
ACACACACACACACACACACACACACACGCUGUAGGCUACAGCUCGGAGCCACAUCUCUUUCUUCCACGCGGUGGAGGAGUGAAGACAGCGGAGUGGCGGACACGGACAGCUCCGGACACUCAUGCGCUCCACGGAUCAUACGCGUUAACCGUCUUUACGAUCUCAUUUCUCGUUGACGUUCUUUUUCUUUUUCCCUACAAGUAAGGAAAGUCACAAAAACAGACAAGACACCUGGCGUCUUUCGGAUUGGACAGAAGCUUCAUUACUUUCACUACCAGCUCGAGGGAAGCAAACGACUCGAACUUAACGCAGCUUGUUUUCUCCCAGUUUUGCGCUCUCACUGCCAGGGUUCAUAGUCAGGCAUCAGAAAGAAAAGUUCUUUACAAAACUCAGUUAUUCAGCAGUUCUUUAUUAUUAUUAUUAUUAUUAUUAUUAUUAUUAUUAUUAUUAUUAUUAUUAUUAUUAUUAUUAUUAUUAUUAUGCCUGUACAGCGUUAUGGGCAUGUUUUUGAAGCAUGCGCUCUGAUCUGAGUUUCCUUCAGUGUUGAAGAAAAGCGCAUGUAACAGGCGAUUGGAGAGGAGAGGAGAGAAGUGAUCAUCGCCGUACUGAAGAGCUCUUUUCGGUGGAUAAACUGGUUUCUCUACACCGAAAGAGGGCCAAGAUUCAAGAAUCAAGACUUACUCUUACACGCUUUUUCCUUCAAGGGUGGCACGUUUCACCCGGAGAGAUGGAUUUAGCCACCAGACUGUAUGGAUGCUUACUCGUCUUUUAUUUCUCGUCGCUGGUUCACGGAGAUGAGGAGCCAUGUGGUGGGCAGCGGGAUGCCAGUGAUGCAGGCUAUAUCACCACGCCUGGUUACCCUCAGGAGUACCCACCUCACCAGGACUGCCGCUGGAUCAUCACCGCUCCAGAGCCCUCGCAGCGCAUCGCCCUCAACUUUAACCCCCACUUUGAGCUUGAGAGGCUGGAUUGCAGAUACGACUUUGUUGAGAUCCGUGAUGGCAAUUCAGAAUCUGCAGAUCUGCUGGGGAAACACUGCAAUAACAUCGCCCCACCGCCCAUCAUCUCAUCAGGACCCGUGCUCCACAUUCGAUUUGUGUCUGACUAUGCCCACCAGGGAGCUGGCUUCUCACUGCGUUACGAGAUCCACAAGACGGGUUCUGACUGCUCCAGAAACUUCACCAGUCCAUCGGGUUUGAUCGAGUCCCCGGGUUUCCCUGACAAGUACCCUCACAACUUGGAGUGCACCUUCAUCAUCGUUGUCCCUCCCCACAUGGAGGUCAGGCUCACCUUCUUGACCUUUGACCUGGAAAAUGACCCUUUGCAAGGCGCAGAGGGCGAGUGCAAGUACGACUGGCUGGAAGUGUGGGAUGGCCUGCCGCAGGUUGGACCUCUUAUUGGACGCCACUGUGGGACUAAAAUUCCCCCCGAAAUCCAGUCAUCCACCGGGAUUCUCUCUCUUACCUUCCACACAGACAUGGCCGUGGCAAAAGAUGGCUUCUCAGCAAGCUAUAACAUGACUUUAAAGGAGGUUAAUGACAAUUUUCACUGUAGCAGUCCUUUCGGGAUGGAGUCAGGCCGUAUCGCAGACGACCAAAUCACAGCAUCUUCAUCAUUCAGUGAUGGACUGUGGUCUCCACGGCAGGCUCGUCUUAACUACGACAACAACGCUUGGACGCCCAGUGAAGACAGCAACAAAGAAUACAUACAGGUGGACUUGCACUUCCUAAAGGUUUUGGCUGGAAUUGCCACCCAGGGAGCCAUCUCAAAAGAAACGCAGAAGCCUUAUUAUGUCACCAGCUUCAAACUGGAGCUUAGCACCAAUGGUGAGGACUGGAUGGUGUACCGCCAUGGCAAGAACCACAAGACUUUCCAUGCCAACUCAGACCCCUCUGAAGUGGUCCUGAACCGGAUACCUCAGCCGGUCCUGGCUCGAUUUGUGCGAAUCAGACCCCAGACUUGGAAGAAUGGCAUUGCUUUGCGCUUUGAGCUUUAUGGUUGUCAGAUCACAGAUGCUCCAUGUUCUGAGAUGCAGGGCAUGCUCUCAGGACUACUCCCUGACUCACAGAUCUCUGCGUCCUCCAUGCGGGACAUCCACGGCUCCAUGAGUGCAGCUCGGUUAGUGGCGAGCCGUUCUGGAUGGUACCCCAGUCCCACACAGCCUGUGGCCGGGGAGGAGUGGCUGCAGGUUGAUCUAGGAGUCCCAAAAGCAGUGAGGGGGAUCAUCACACAGGGGGCGCGUGGCGUCGACGGCAGCACCAGCGCAGAGAACCGUGCCUUUGUGAGAAAGUACCGGCUGGCACACAGCAUGAACGGAAAAGACUGGAGCUACUUCCUUGACCCUAGGACCGGUCACCACAAGAUUUUUGAAGGAAACACACACUUCGACACACCAGAGAUCCGCCGCUUUGAUGAGAUCUUGACCCAGUUUAUCAGAGUGUAUCCGGAAAGAUGGUCCCCUCCUGGCAUCGGAAUGAGGCUGGAGAUCCUGGGAUGUGAUCUGCCAGAAUCCACCACUAUUGCCAACACAGCAAGCCCGACUCUGGCCCAGCAAGAAGAAACCACAACAGCUCAGAGGACACCAGCUCCCACCACCAUGUUGUCGCUAGGUGGUUUGUGUGAUUUUGAGCAAAAUAUGUGCGGCUGGACCCAUGACCCCACAGGAGAUGUGAACUGGGCUCUGCAUAGCCCCUCCAGUACUGGUCUGGACCUGCCCAUGGGAGCUGAUGAUUAUGGCAGCUUCCUGUUCCUGGAGGCGAGUCCUAAGACGGAGCAUAAGCGUGCAAAGCUCCUGAGCCCCGUUGUGGGACCCGAGCAAGGGCCGCUCUGUCUGCUUUUCCGCUACCAGCUCUCAGGAGAGGCAGAGGGAAGGCUGCAGGUCCUGAUUCGCGAUGACAAUCAGGACGAGACAUUGCUCUGGACCCUGAAAGCAGAGCAGGACCACAAAUGGAGAGAAGGACGAACCAUCCUGCCUCAGUCCCCUAGGGAGUACCAGGUUGUUAUCGAGGGUUUAUUUGAGUACGGCAGCCAAGGCCACAUCUGGAUCGACAAUAUCCACAUGAGUUCUAGCACAGACCUGGAUCAGUGCACUGAACCAUUUCCUGCCUUCCCACCGGAGAUGACUGGGGGAGCCUUUCCUGGCAUGAGUGAUCCCACUGUAGAUACCACAGUGUCCCUGCAGCCCAUGCCCACCUACUGGUAUUACGUUAUAGCUGGAGGGGGUGCACUGGUACUACUGGCCUCCAUCACGCUUCUCAUGGUGCUGUGCUGCCAUCGCUACCACCUGGCUGCCAAGAAGAGCCAGCACUCUGUGUCCUACCACAGCACCCAUUACCCAGGUGGCACCGCUACGGCACCCACCGUGGAGCCCAUGCUGACCAUUAGACAAGAGAAACACCAGCCGUGCUCCCAGUGCUAAGUAGAGAAGGCAUGAUGGAGACUGAGACUAUGAAGAGGGUUCUAGACUCUCUGUCGCUAUUAUUCUGCUGCUUCAUAACUACCAACAGGCACAGACACCCAGUGCUGCACCCGCAGUGCCCUUCAGGAAGGAUUUUGCACCAAGGAUGACCUACGCACCAAUUAAUCUGGAGAUAUUUGAUAGCUGCCGUCGGUGAAAGCAGACUUUUAAAAGUGCUUAGUUGCUCAAAUUAGGAGAAGAGAAGCGGACACGUAGUCCGUAGGCCCUUCUGGAACCUUUGGACCUGUGUGAAGCUCUGAUUGGAAUUUUGCAGCGUUUGCAGUUCCAGCUCAGAGUUUGGUGAGAAAAGACAAGCAUCUCGCCAAAGUCCCGAGUGGCAGAAAGCCACCUCUGACUGUUUGUGUCUGUGUGUGUGUGUGUGUGUGUGUGUGUGUUUGUAUGCACACACACUUCUCUCACUCUCUGGGUCUCCCUGGAGAGAGCGGCUGGAUGGGAACCUGACUUGGCAGGACUCUGAUCCCCUGCUUGUGACCAAUCCUGUUGCCAAGGGGAAAAAGGCUGUGCAGUGCCAGAACUACUGAGAGAGCAAAAUAAAAAAAAGGGAUAUGAGAAAAUGCAAGAAGGAAAGCAGGAUUCUGCUGUGUCACAUUAAAGCGUUAGCAUGUGGUCUGAAUAAUGCACGCACAUACACUCACACACUAGAUGAGGAAGAGGAAGUGUAAGUGAGGGAAAAGAUGAAGUUUGUUAAAGAUGCCUUGUAAGCAGUAGCGCAACAGAAUCAUUUUUCUUUUCUUUUCUUUUUUCUUUUUUUUUUUUUUUAAAUGUGUUUGUGUGCCUUGAUAGUCCAUUUGUGUUUGUGGGUGGGUGGAUAUACAGUACAGUACGAGUGUUUUUUGGGUGCAUGGUUGCAGUUGCUAUCCAGAACACACUCCACUUAGUGUUUUACCUUCCUCUUCCUUUUCCCGCAAGUCUGUCUCCACACUGAAGGGCAUAUCCAGAAGGAAUCUCUGUCUGUUGAUGUCUACAUUUUAUUUCUUGAGUGUCUAUGAAGCUCUGUAACUUGCUUUGGUUGUCUAAGAUGUUUGAUUUUUCUAUAUGCAAAAGUUAUGUGACCCUGCCUUAGCCAGUUUUACACCUCUGAGCAACCCCCAAUCUUUAAGUCUCAUCAUUGGCCUUAAAUAUACAAGUGGCACAGGGCUAUUCAAUGCCAGUCACUAAAGAGCCUCACUUUUUUGCAGAAAAUACUUAAUGUAGUUUACUAAAUGUACUUUAUAUGCGAGUUAUUUUCUGUAAUAUUUUUAUAUCCAACUUGGGAUGUCAUGGUUGCUGAUCGAAAGGCUAAAUGGAAAUGCACAUGCACAUGACUGAUGCACUGAUUAACGUUCAGCGUUCUCUGGUAGCCAAUCACGUCUGUUGACUUCUGUUGCUAUUUUGACUGCUUUCGGCUGUUUUUAUUGGCUUGUAUGGAAGCGGAAAGUGAAACUCAAGCUGUGAAUGUGUGGCUUUGCUUGGCUGCUCCGCUUCAUGUCUGACAGUGGUGGGGAUUUGCCAUGUUUGAUAGCACUGCAGAGAGUGAGAGGGACUCACAGACUCUAUACGUCUCAACACUGCACACUGUGUCAAAUCUGACGGCUUUCCUUCAUGGUUCCUCUGUAUCUCAAAUAUACAGAAUUAUUUUUGUGCAAUUAUCAUACUUGGAAAUGCGUUUCUAUGACAACAAUCUUGAUGUUUAUGAUGUGCAUAAUGUAAUACCUGUUCAUUCUAAAGUGUCUGAUGGCUUUAAAGUGUAUGUUUUUGACUUGAUUAAGGUUAGGUUCAACCUUUUUGUUUUCUUUUUUGGACAAUCCCCCCAUGAAAAUGUGAUAUUACUUAUUUACACACCAGCAUCAUUCAGGAUUAGUGUGAGAUAAUAUUGUAUUAUAUUGAUUAUUAUAUUGAACAAACACACACCACAGCCAAGAUACACAGCCUGGAGCAAAAUACAUGAACAUUCCAUAAACAUAUUAUUCCCUUUAGUUAUAAAGAGUUUGAGGCAUCAUCCAUUAUAAAAAAGAAAGCUGUCCGUUAGGCUGCUGCUUCACAUUUUGGAAGCAUCAGAUGCAUUUUUGGAUUAAAGGAAGAUGAAAAUCCCUGUAUAUUCUUAUGUCCUCCAUAUGGCAAUAGGUGAAAAUAAUCCUCCAUUACAGAGGCCAUUUUCUCCCCAUUAAUCUGCUCUUCACAAAAGAAUGCAUGGAAAGGUGGAAGGGGAGAUGAAAGCGAGAGGUCGGUCUAAAGAUACACCGACUCUUAUUCAGCCCGCAGUCUGAAGGGGUUUGCUUAAGAACACAAAAGCACAUAAAAGCCGCUUACAGGCAGCCAGAUAGAGCACCUGACCUGGCAGACCCAUGAUGAUGCCGGGAGAAAAAAAAGGAAUAUCUCACUCCCUUUUCCAUCUUUCUUCGCCUUUAUCCUUAUGCGUACAUUAGAUCCUUGUUAACAAUAUUACAGCCACUGUAACGAGGCCAGGAUUUAACCAAGCCAGUCAUUGCAUAAAGCAGGCUGUCAUUAUGUUUUUGUUUUUUGUUUUUUUAAGAUUUAAUGAUAAAUAUACAAUGGCGUUAUAUAUAUAUAUAUAUAUAUAUAUAUAUAUAUAUAUAUAUAUAUAUAUAUAUAUAUAUAUAUAUAUAUAUAUAUAAAAUGCUGCCAUAAGUGAUGGCAGCAUUAAUGCUGACGUCAAAGCUUUUUGCCCUGCAAACAAUGCAAAACAAAUUCCCAACCUACAAUACAGUGAUUGCUUCUUUCUAUAAAUAAUGAUGUCACUGUCAAUUUGUCUUAUAUAGUGCCAAUAAGAAAUCCACUCUCCAUUUCCUUCUCGGUGUUCCUUCAUUCUACAGGGGAGUCUACCUGAUGGGCUCAUGAGUUUCACUCUGACAUAAGGCUUUUAACGCAGACUACCCAAUAAUAAUACCCUCAAAGUAUUUGAUUUUCCUGUAGGAAUGCCAGCUUUGGAUGGUUUUAUUUAUGAGGAGAUUUAUUUUUCCCCUUCUGAAACUGACAGGUUAGCAGAAAUACAGUCUGAUCUCGAUAUGCUUUUAUACCAACUACGGCUGCCCUGCGCGAUUUCUAUGUAGCUCUAAAUAUUUUUAAUUAGAUAAUGGGUCGAUUGCAUUUUAUUAAGCCUGCCGUAAGCAUUCUUUUUCUGGACCCUUUUCCUUUAGCUGUCUAUCAAAUGAUAUUAAUGAGCAAAUGCACUUAGGUCCUCCUGGCCAUAUACAGGCCUCACAGUGCCAAGAGCCUCCCUCAGCACAAAAACACAAUGCAUACACACAGUCUGAUGUGUUGCUUUAGAAAAAGAGGUCAUUUUAAUAUUAUUUUAGGAUGUCGUAUUUUUUGUCAUACUAGAACAUAAUUCUUUUUAUUUAUUUAUUUUUUUUGGAGUAAAAUGUGGCUUCAGUCCAAACUAACUACAGGUAGCAUUAAUAGUUUGGAAAACAUUAGUGUUUUAUCUUAAAUACAUUUUGAUCCCGGUGCAGUGUAUCAUAUUUGUGUUUUGAUUCAUAUUCAUGGUCUCAAGACUCUGAUCUCAUACAUUUGUGGCUGUGUGUUUUCUGCAUCCUCUCUUUGUGUAUAUUGGGUCUUGACUGGGAUUGUCUGUUUAUGUGCCAUUUCUGUGCUGCACUUCAGCCUGUUUCAAAAAGAUUUGAGGAAUAUUUUAGCCUGUUGAAUUUUAUGGUCUUGGAAAAUGUUGUGUGGAAUGUAAUAAUAAAAUGAUAUUUUUCUACAAA